This is a messenger RNA of Procambarus clarkii (red swamp crayfish), 3809 nucleotides long. RefSeq names its product sugar-free frosting (gene sff). The record is from RefSeq and is a predicted model, not a curated record. Lineage: Eukaryota; Metazoa; Arthropoda; Malacostraca; Decapoda; Cambaridae. Gene Ontology annotation, cellular component: cytoplasm. Gene Ontology annotation, molecular function: protein serine/threonine kinase activity; ATP binding; tau-protein kinase activity. Gene Ontology annotation, biological process: intracellular signal transduction; protein phosphorylation; microtubule cytoskeleton organization.
AAGGAGUGUGGUGGCGGAGGGAAGAGAGCCAUGCCUGGAGAGGUCUAUUGAUCGCGCACGGCAGCGGUGUUGUCAGUGCGCACUGCGGCCGCGCCAGGCUGCCCGCCCACCCCCUAGUUCCAACAUGGCGGUCGAGUGUGCGGGGGAGCGCUCGCGGGCUCUCGCUAGUGUUAGCUAAGCAGUUUGAUGUGCUCUCGGAUUACUUACCUGACUCCUCCACCAUGCAGAAGGAGAACAGUCACCCACCAGACAACCAUCAGUAUGUCGGGCCCUACAGACUGGAGAAGACCCUGGGCAAGGGACAGACUGGUUUGGUGAAGCUGGGUGUGCAGUGUGUGUCCGGCAAGAGAGUAGCAAUUAAGAUUAUAAACAGAGAAAAAUUAACCGAAUCCGUUUUACAAAAGGUGGAACGGGAAAUAGCUAUUAUGAAAUUAAUCGAACACCCUCACGUCCUGGGCCUCUACGACGUCUACGAGAACAAAAAAUAUCUGUACCUGGUGCUGGAACACGUGUCUGGUGGGGAGCUCUUCGACUACCUCGUCAAGAAAGGCAGGUUAACACCUAAGGAAGCUCGGAGAUUCUUCAGACAAAUUAUAUCAGCCUUAGAUUUUUGUCAUAGUCACUCUAUAUGCCACCGGGACCUGAAGCCGGAGAACCUGUUGCUGGACGAGAAGAACAGCAUUAGGAUCGCUGACUUUGGCAUGGCGUCCCUGCAGCCCGAAGGGUCUAUGUUGGAGACGUCGUGUGGGUCACCUCACUACGCCUGCCCGGAGGUCAUCAGGGGAGAGAAGUACGACGGUCGCAGAGCGGACGUGUGGUCGUGCGGGGUGAUCCUGUACGCCCUCCUGGUGGGGGCGCUCCCCUUCGAUGACGACAACCUCCGCCAGCUGCUGGAGAAGGUGAAGAGGGGCGUCUUCCACAUCCCACACUUCGUCCCCCCGGACUGUCAAGACCUGCUCAGGGGCAUGAUCGAGGUCAACCCGGAGAAGCGCUUCACGCUGGAGGAAAUCAACAAGCACCCAUGGGUGAUCGCUGGCGGGAAGGGGGAGCUGGAGCUGGAGAAGCCCAUGAUGGAGGUGGUCCAGACCCACAUCAUCCCCACCAAGGACAGUAUCGACCCAGAUGUCAUCAGAAACAUGGGCUCCCUCGGCUGCUUCAAGGACAAGGACAAAGUUAUGUUGGACCUUCUCGAUCCUUGCCACAACACCGAGAAGGUGAUCUACUUCCUCCUGCUCGACCGGAAGAGACGGAAACCUGCGUGCGAGGAUGAGAACGAGGUCAUCCACCGAUACCGCUCAGAGUCCGCCGACCCGCCAAGAAAGAGAGUGGACACCUGCUCUGUUAACGGCACAAUGUCCCACUUCGAGCGUCUAGCUGAGGGCUCGCCCAUCAGCCCACGUCGAAAUCUUACUCACCAGUCGUCGCACACGCUACCGUGCAGUCGGCGUCGCUCUGGCAACAACAACAACAGCGGGUCACACUCUCCCCUUCACUCCAACAACGUGACGCCCACAGCCUCCCCGCUCUCCUCGCCCCGCACCUCUCGCCACCACCACCACUCCCAGCAACACUACCACCACCACCACAGCGGCACCAGCACCAGCACCAGCACCAGCGGGGUCAGCACCGUCGUCAGCAGCACCAGCAGCCACCAACAGUCCGGCACAAUAACUUCAGGGGACGACAGCAACCCGCCCUCAGCUCCCGGCUCCCCUUACUCCGCGCCAUACUGGAAAUCACGCCUAAAUACAAUUAAAAAUUCUUUCUUAGGUUCCCCGCGCUUCCAUAGGAGGAAAUUACAAGUUCCGGCAGAUGAGGUGCACUUGACGCCGGAGUCGUCCCCGGAGCUAACGAAGAAGUCGUGGUUUGGGUCGCUGAUGAGCACUGAGCGAGACGAGACCUACACGAUCCUAGUGAAGGACAAGGCCUUGGCUACCGUGAAGGCUGACCUCAUCCAUGCCUUCCUCUCGGUAGCGGAGCUGAGCCAUAGCGUGACGUCACCAAUGAGUUUCCGGGUGGAGUACAAGCGCGGGAGUACGGGUCCAGCCAUGUUCCAGAGGCACGUCAGGUUCCAGGUGGACAUCACGCCGGUCUGUUGCCCCAAUGACCCCAACCCGCUCUACGCCAUUAACUUCAUUCUGCUCUCUGGUAUGAUGGGAAACAUCCGGCGGUUCCGACGGAUAUGUGAGCACAUCCAGGCGCAGGUGUGCAGCCGGCGGCCGCCAGCCUCCCCCAGGGUGGGACGCAAGUUCACCACCGAGCUCUCAGAGUCCUCCUCGUGUGGCUCCGACACCUCAGAGAGGCUCUCGCCCUUCCCUCCAGGGAAGCAGACUGAGAGUGACGUAGAGAGUGACAUGACCCAGUCAGAAGGCAAGAACCUGUCUAGCGGUCGGGGUGGCAGGGACUCGCCACAAGCCAACGUGUCCAACGGGCGGAGUACCUCGGACCCUGAGACGCAACAGUUGGGUUCGUCGGAGCUGGCCACGUAGUCCAGGGCGGGCCGGGCCUCCACUGGUAGCGCCGCCAGCUCCAGCGCCCUACUGCCACCACCCUUCCUGCCAGGCGGCCCUUGUGACCAGGUCCCGCGUUCCGUCGAGAAGAACAUUUGCUCAUCAGGACAGAAUAACGUUAGGGAUGCAUAAUGCUACGGCAAACGGUUAGAAUAUAAUUGAUUGCCAGCGUGAUUAGAUAAAACUUGUCCAUAUACUUAUGUAUGGUAAGCAGAUAAACUUUGAAGUUACUUGUUUUUACCCCUAAGGACGAAUGAACUAGCUAGUGCUUGCUGGUAUGAUCUGUGUCGUGUUGUGUCCAGAGAUGGUUUCUUCUGAAAAUGCGAAAAGAUACUUUUAGCUUCAAGUUUUCUUGUCGAUAGGCUUCCUAACAUCAUCUGAUUUUGGUGGAGUAAGGUACUGGGACUUAUUGCUUGCAACUAUGUUAUUCUACUCAUUUUAUACUAUAUUUAGAGAGUGUUUUAUAGAGUAUAGCCAAAGCGAUGAAACCUACAUUCUGUUAUUUCCCACGCAAGUUGGUAGCAUGCCAAAAAAAGAUUGAUUGGCUUUGCAACAAGUGACAGUGGAAAGCUUCACCUAACUGAAAUCGUCCGUAGACAGUGCUGAUCUAGGAAUGACAAAAAAAGGCUGCACGCUUGCAAGAGCAAAAACUUAACUCAAUUUUUUUCCCCUCGGGCAAUGAAUGAGGUGUUUACCGCAGUUUGUGUACUUGGGACUGUAGGUGAGAGUGGGAGUGAGGCGUCACCACCGUACUGGCUGUGUCUGUCAGCCUUAUCAACGUUAUGUUCUUGUCACUACCUACGUAAUCUUGUAUUUACUCAGAUGGAAUUAAGUCAUUAAAUAGUUUUGUUAAAUAUAUGUGAAGUGAGGUAGAAACUGAUGUUUGUGAAAGGUGGUCCAAACUCCAGGGAUACACAGCAGCACCACUGGCCCAUAGCCCCCAUUGGCUGGCGCCAUGCCCCCACUGGGUGGCCGGGAGCCCCCAUUGGGCGGUCAAGACUCAACAAGUGGGUGCCCACGACCCCACAUGUUGAUUAGGGCCCCCUCUGGGUGGCCAGGACCCCCACUUGUUGGCCAAGCCCCCCCCCCCUCCAGUGGGUGACUGGGAGCCCCACCCCAACCGUUAUAUAUCAACCAGUCUUCUUUAGAUAUAUUCCAGAAGUGUUUCUUCCAGCCGAAUAUGUAUGUAAUCAGUGAAGCUUAGUCUUGGUAUGCCCUUAUGGAAGGCAUUUAAUAUUCCCUUUGUUCCUGUUCAUGAAGAAUUUCUACACAAAUAUAUAAUUAUAAUAUAAGUUUUGA